Messenger RNA from Arachis ipaensis, 417 nucleotides. RefSeq lists its product as uncharacterized. Gene Ontology annotation, molecular function: nucleic acid binding. Lineage: Eukaryota; Viridiplantae; Streptophyta; Magnoliopsida; Fabales; Fabaceae. The record is from RefSeq and is a predicted model, not a curated record.
AUGGGAGCAUGGGCAGACGAGUUAGCCUCGGUCCUCUGGUUCUAUCACACAACUCAACAGUCAUCUACCAGGAAGACGCCCUUCCGGCUCACCUAUGGGGUGGACGCGAUAAUUCAUGUGGAAAUUGGGGAACCGAGCCCACGACUACUUUUGGGAGGAGCCGAAGAAGCCGUAGAAAAGGACUUAGUGGAUGAAACUAGAGAGAUGACCCACUUGUCAGAGACGGCGAUGAAACAAAGGAUGGCCCUACGUUACAACGCCAAGGUACUCAAAAGAGAUUUUGAGCCCAGCAACCUAGUCUUACGACGCAACGACGUCGGACUCCCGACACCAGGGGAAGAAAAGUUGGCGACAAAUUGGGAAGGUCCAUACAGGGUGAAGGAGGUGCUCGGCAACGGUGCCUAUAAGUUGGAAUGA